This is a messenger RNA of Cynoglossus semilaevis (tongue sole), 3428 nucleotides long. RefSeq names its product glycine dehydrogenase (decarboxylating), mitochondrial-like. Lineage: Eukaryota; Metazoa; Chordata; Actinopteri; Pleuronectiformes; Cynoglossidae. Bases 1664 to 2944 code for a protein of 426 amino acids. Gene Ontology annotation, molecular function: pyridoxal phosphate binding; lyase activity; glycine dehydrogenase (decarboxylating) activity. The transcript has 11 exons. Gene Ontology annotation, cellular component: mitochondrion; glycine cleavage complex. Gene Ontology annotation, biological process: glycine decarboxylation via glycine cleavage system. The record is from RefSeq and is a predicted model, not a curated record.
GACGAUGCAGACUUUCCUGCAGUCAUCCAGUCUCUCCUGGAUGUCCUCCAGUCUUCCCUGGACACCAACUGCCCUUUCACAGUAGUCACUAGAUGCCUCCAGGUUGAACAUAUGAAAAUACAGGCUGGUGGUCUACCUGCUGGGCAUUGCUGCCUGACGCACCUCCUCCAGUGUUCAGGGUAAGGCAAGGGGCUGAGGUAAGGUAUCGAGUGGAAUGGGUUGUCUUGCUGGACUAUGGCUUUUCCUGAUUAGCUGGUUGUUUUUUAUAAAUUGACUAUCCUUUUGAAAGACACAUCUUCAGUAGUGGACCUUGGGGUCAUCAAGUGUUUCGGCCAUUAUCACUAGACACUCUCCCGCUAGGAAGGUCCCACUGGGGCUGAUCAUGCCCCAGGGUGUGUCUUGUUAAGUAAUUACUAUUAGGUUUGUAACUAAAUUCCUAACUUGAUUUUAGCUAGAUUCCUAACUUAGGUUGAUGGCCUUUUUAUGGCUAGAGUUGAGUUUAUUAUUUAGUUAUGCCUAUUGUGUUUACUAUUGUGUGUAAAUUUACGUUGAAGUGAAUGGGUCAUUCUUUGUUUGGCCCCCAACUUACCUCUUUCCUCUUGAGCCACAGCCAAAAGCUGCCCUUCUCUGCCUCUUCUGCCAGUUCCCUAAUGGCUUUACUGCGCCCUGCUCCUGUGCAUCUCAUGCCGCGGAGCAGGCGUACAGUUGAGGACCCGACGAAGCCCCUGCAUCCUACUUCAAUGGGCCACAUGAUGGUUUUCCAGCCAGCCUCUCUGCAUUCUGCUGCCAAGUCUGCGUACUUUGCAUGUUUCCGCUCGUUGGCAGCCUCCAUGCCUUCCUCCCAUGGUACGGUAAGCUCCACCAUCAGAAUAGUCCUGCGUGGUUAUGAGUUUCUGUGAUCUCCCUGGGGAAUUGGAGCUGCCUCCCUAGGUCGACCCUUAUUGACCACUCGCUGCCUGGUGAGAGUACUGUUGGCAUUCUUUCUGGCCUUUGCAAACCGUAUCAGAGGUCUUGUUGAGGUGGAAGGUUUGUUGUUGACCUCCUGUCUGGAUGUCUCCGCCACCUCUGCCGGCUUUCUUAACACCAGGUCAUGAGUUAAUAUCUACCAGUUGAUGAUAAAUCUUAUUAAAAAAAAAAAAACACAGGAGAAACCAAACCAUUGCUUCCUCGGAACAGGAUCUUGUAGGAAUUUUCCAGUCUCUUGGCCAUGUAGUUCGCAUUAAGGCUGGCAACUUCUGUGGCGCAAACCUUUGGAUCCCAGACUUUAGGGAGUUGAUGUUUUCAAUAGGGAUGCACUGUUCAAGUACAGGUAAUCGUACCUGAUGUAAUCGUAUCUGAUGUAAUUGCACCGAUCCAGUGACCUGAUCCUCGGUCACAUCUCACCACAACCAGCUACGCUCUGGUCAGUCAGUGUUGUGUGUUUUCAUGCUAGAGUUCAAUGUAUCAUUGCCCUCAUGGGUAGUUUAUUUAAUUGGUCACCAAUGUCAAAGAUUUGUUCUUACAGUUUGUUCUGUGAGAUGGUGAAAAUGUCAGGCUGUAAGAUCUUCAGUAUUUUGCAACCUAUUAUUGCCUUCUUUCUCCUCCUCUUCAGCCCAUCACCUGGAAGGAAUUUGCCAACAUUCAUCCGUUUGUUCCUCUGGAUCAGGCUGAAGGUUACCAGAUUAUGUUUAGGCAGCUGGAAAAAGACCUGUGUGAGGUGACAGGCUACGACAAGAUCUCAUUUCAGCCCAACAGUGGAGCUCAGGGCGAGUACGCUGGUCUUGCUGCCAUUAAAGCAUAUCUAAAUUCCAGAGGAGAACGUGGCCGAAGCGUUUGUCUAAUUCCUAGAUCUGCUCAUGGCACAAACCCAGCUAGUGCCCAAAUGGCAGGAAUGAAGGUCCAGGCGGUGGAAGUGGACAAAGAUGGAAACAUCGACCUGGCUCAUCUCAAAGCACUGGUGGACAAACACAAGGCCAGUCUGGCUGCCAUGAUGAUCACUUACCCUUCCACCUUUGGUGUGUUUGAGGAACAAAUCAGAGACGUUUGUGAUCUAAUUCACCAGAACGGAGGUCAGGUUUACCUGGAUGGAGCAAACAUGAACGCUCAGGUGGGUUUGUGUCGUCCUGGAGACUAUGGCUCUGAUGUUUCUCACCUGAACCUGCACAAAACCUUUUGCAUCCCUCACGGGGGAGGAGGACCAGGCAUGGGCCCCAUUGGAGUGAAGUCCCACCUUGCCCCCUUCCUCCCCAGCCACCCAGUUGUGGCCAUGGCAUCUGUCAACUCCUCCAGCUCACUGGGAACAAUCAGUGCUGCCCCAUGGGGAUCGAGUGCCAUCCUUCCCAUCUCAUGGGCUUAUAUCAAGAUGAUGGGAUCCAAAGGUUUGAGACAUGCCACAGAAGUUGCCAUCCUUAAUGCGAACUACAUGGCCAAGAGACUGGAAAAUUCCUACAAGAUCCUGUUCCGAGGAAGCAAUGGUUUUGUGGCUCAUGAGUUCAUUCUGGAUGUGAGACCAUUUAAAAAGACAGCAAACAUUGAGGCUGUGGAUGUUGCCAAGAGGCUGCAGGAUUAUGGUUUUCAUGCUCCCACUAUGUCGUGGCCUGUGGCUGGAACAUUGAUGAUCGAGCCCACAGAGUCAGAGGACAAAGCAGAGCUUGACCGCUUCUGUGAUGCCCUGCUGGGUAUUAGACAGGAGAUUGCAGACAUUGAGGAGGGGCGAAUGGACACUCGCAUUAAUCCUCUUAAGAUGGCACCUCACUCCCUGGCCUGCAUCUCUUCAUCAAACUGGGAUAGACCAUACUCCAGAGAGUUUGCUGCCUUCCCUCUGCCUUUUAUCAGACCAGAAACCAAAUUCUGGCCAAGCAUCUCCAGGAUUGAUGACAUCUAUGGUGACCAGAAUCUGAUGUGCACCUGCCCACCCAUGGAGGCGUACGACUCUCCUUAUGAGGAAAAAAGGGCAUCAUCGUGAAUGCUCUAUUGUGUAAUUAUCUCGUGAACUGUUAAAGUUUGUGAGAGCUAAUGGGCUCCUUAUCAUUAACCUGCUUCAUUCUUAAGAUUUUCAAGGUCACUGAUUGUACUCUGACCAGGAAAGGACCAAUGGUGGCACUAUUGUGCAACACACCUAAAAGCUGGUGUUCAUUUGAUUGGCUUUUGAAAAGACAACAUAUGCUGCAUCUGUUGUUAAAUAUCUGCCUUUACUUUCUGAUUACUUAAUUUUUUUGGUUUGCAUUGAUUGAUCUACAUAAAGAGAAUCCUGUGUGGCCAUUUGAAGGAAAAAAAAAUACAAAUUUUAAAAUAAAUGAUCUAAUCCAAAAUAUGUUUGUGUUUGGGAGAGGAAUGGCAGGCAGUAAACCUUUGUCUUAAUGUGUUUGUGUGAGAGAACGCAGGUGAAAAAGUUCUCUUUUUAAGCAACACUGCCACCAAGUGGUGAAUAAAAUGUUUUUCCUAUUUUA